Molecule: messenger RNA, 1492 nt
Organism: Triticum aestivum (bread wheat)
Lineage: Eukaryota; Viridiplantae; Streptophyta; Magnoliopsida; Poales; Poaceae
Exons: 3
Coding region: 1-708 (235 amino acids)
Source: RefSeq, a predicted model, not a curated record
AUGGCAAUGAAGGUCGAGCAUCUGCCCGACCCUCAUCUCCCCUUGAUCCCUCACCUCGUCCCCCCUCCGCCACCACUCACACACACGCACACAACUAGCGCUAGGAGGAGCACCCGCGCUCGAUCCCCAUGGCGCGCCUCCCCUGUCACCAACGCCGCCCUCCUUCCUCUUCUGCGCCAGCGUCGUCCAUCCUCGUCGCCCCGCUGCAUCGCCUGCUUCCUCGUCGAGUGCCUCCUUGCCAAUCCCCGUCACCCGAGCGCCCGAGGAGAGGAGCCCCUCGAGCACCUGCACCCGCAACCAUCGUCCUCCACGCCCAGCAGGAGGCCCGCGUCGCUCGCCUCUCAUCGCCGACUUGCCCAUCCUCGCAUCUCCGACCUCGUCUCCCGGCCCCUGCCUGCCGGACCCGGCCUCCUCUUCCUUGGGUCUCCCCCACGACCAGCCGCCUCGUCGGCAACCAGACGAGCCACCGGAGAGGAGUUCAUCUGCCGUCAUGGAGCUUCGCCACCAGCCAGGAUCCGGCAUCCCGAGUCUGAUCCGUCCACCCCAGCCAUCCCUAUGCCUCCCCAUCAUGCUGCAUCACUGGAGUUUGUGGCGCCCCCGUUGCCCUCCAGCCUCCAUGUCGUCCUUGUUCAGGCAGAGAACGAAUGCACGCUGCCCCUGCGCGUUAGCCAAACCACCCAGUCGCACACAUCUGCUACCGUGGACUGACAAGUACCACAAUGACCGAUGCCCUUAGGACCCUGGGCAGGACCUCGGGUAUGACUACACGGUGAUGGCACCAAGUACCAAGAACGCGUGUACCACUACCGACGACUGAGACCCUGGAUUCGACAAGUUCCUCGCAGUGACCCUGAACAUCUACGGGACAUGCAUGACUUCCAACCGUGUACAACAUCGAACAUGUAUGACUACACAACGACCCGCCAAGACCCUGAACAACUACAACCGCCGUUGAUUCGACAAGACAACGUGUACCACUACAUCCACGACGUCCCAUGAACGCCUACUUCCCCUACGGAACUCGUUCCGCCCGAAACGCAUGCUUCGAAGGUAUACCACCGAGACGACGCCCAUGAACGAAUGCAUUGUGUUGUAUGAGAUGCUCGUGCUUGCACCGUGCUCGAAUUGUCGCUUGCACGUUGUUCCUCGUUUGCCAUGCCGUUGACCCGUGGAAACCCGGUAUCCGGGAUCGCCCCACCAUCCUUGCAUGACACGCUCCCGUCGCUUUUUCUUUUGCACCGGCAUCUCAAUCGAGUUACUGGAACCGGAAUGUUGUCGUGGCACCAUUCCCGUUAUUGUUGCCAUGGCACCCCUUUCAUUUCCGCAUGAUGAAAAAUGCUUCAUAUCAUGUUCAUGUCAACUUUUUCAUAAAAUUGCUUCCAACUUGAAUUUGUCAUCUACAUCAUGAUAAUAACAUCUAAAAUGUUUAAAUUUGUUGUCGCACCAAAUUGCUAAAUGCAUAUGGGGAUUUACCGGACUUGUUGUUUGUUAU